Molecule: messenger RNA, 613 nt
Organism: Darwinula stevensoni
Lineage: Eukaryota; Metazoa; Arthropoda; Ostracoda; Podocopida; Darwinulidae
Source: the annotation of a GenBank genome assembly
UUCGUUUCAGGAUGUCGUCGUCCACGAUCCAGACGCUGAAGGUGGCGGUGGGGGACCGCGACUUCACGACGACGGCGGAGGUGAACCACGUGGACGUGCCCGUCUGGAGGGUCGUCUACCACAAUCAGUUCAGCGGGAGCUCUCUCCACAACGACAUAGCUCUGUUGGUGCUUCCGUCGAAGAUUGCCUUUAACUCGGGAGUCGCUCCUGUGUGCCUUCCGUCGAACACCCGGGAGUCGUACGUCGGGCAAAGGUGCAUCGUGGCUGGCUGGGGCUCCCUGUCGGAGGGCGGGUCGACGACGACGACGCUGCGAGAGGUGGAGGUCCCGAUCCUGGACAACGCCGCCUGCCAGCAGAAGUACGGGGGAUCAGCGCCCGGAGGGAUCAUCCCGGGGAUGAUCUGCGCCGGCGAGCCGCAGCGGGACGCCUGCACGGGAGACAGCGGAGGACCGCUGGUUUGCUGCAAUUCCGGGAAGUGCGACCAGGUCGGGGUGGUGUCGUGGGGGAUCGGCUGCGGGCACCCCAAGUACCCCGGGGUGUACACGAGGGUGUCGCAUUAUAUGGAUUGGAUCACGAAGAAUCUGGCCGUGACGCCGUGAAGUAUUACGUUGCC